Messenger RNA from Microstroma glucosiphilum, 2904 nucleotides. RefSeq lists its product as hypothetical. Bases 454 to 2778 code for a protein of 774 amino acids. The transcript has a single exon. Lineage: Eukaryota; Fungi; Basidiomycota; Exobasidiomycetes; Microstromatales; Microstromataceae. The record is from RefSeq and is a predicted model, not a curated record.
CAGCAGCUGCUAGUCUAAGAGAUCUCACCUCGUGCCAACCCCCGCCGUGUUUCAUUUCACCUUCUCUGCGUCUACUUGCAGCCUUCCAUUGCCCUUCUUUGUGCCGACGUCUUCUCCUUUACACUUGGACCUGAACUCGGACCCUUACUGCUGCAAGCCUUCUUCGCGAUACCCCAAAGCACAGUCAGUCGGUCUGGGCUCUGCUUGCUUCUAGCCCCUUGGCCCCACCCUUCGGUUCUUGGCAUCCCCCUUGCCCGAUCUCCUCAUCCGUUCCUGCGUCGGACCGGUGUACCGGCACGGGCCGAGUGGUAGAUCAGGCACACGCAUAGAGGUCCCUAGACAAGGAAGCUGGCAGGUGUGAUUUGCAGGCAAGGCAACAGAGCAAAGAGCAAUCCUCCCCUCUUCCCCUGUGCACCUGGCCCCUCUGCACUCAGGGGCGUCGGAUUAGAGAGGAUGUCGAGUGCUGCCACUGCAAAGGCAACAGCAACACCCACUCGCCUCGCCCCGUCCGACUCCUCGACGUACAACUCGGACUUGGCUAGGCACGUCGGCACUCCCUCUCCGUCCCGAUCCCGCACCUACCUCGCCGACGAAGCACGCACACAGGCAUCCUCACCAUCGUCCCUCUCCCCCGCCGUGCUCCCCACUUCUCACUCCUGGAACUACGGACAAGACCUCACUGGCGCAUCUCACCCGGGCCUGCUCACUGGGCAGAGCCCAGUCCGGAGGGCAGGCUCCCUUAAGUCUUCCUCCUCCCCUGGCGUUCCCCGUCCUGCAGGCUCCUCGCUCCCACGGCGAAGUCCAUCUCAGGGCGACACGGAACGAGCCAGGGAAAAGGCAAGAGGCAUCCGGGAAAGAAGGUUGAGCUCCACUUCCCGGGAGGACUCCUUGUCGUCCCCAAUCCCCAGGAACGAACCACUUCCGACGGACCGCACCUCACUCUAUUCCCCUUCACCGCCGCCGCCGACGGCACUGCACAGUAGAUCGGUCGGACAGAGUGUCCUUCUUUUAUCAUCGUCGGCGAGGUCAGGCUUGGCUCCUUCGUCUUCCUCCUCACCUCGCAAAGUACAAAGCGAAGUCAACGGCACUCCCUUUGAGAUGCAAACUCUUGCUCGCAACCACGUCGUACAGAAUGCAGGUCCUUCCGUCAGCACUUCCUACCCAUCUUCAUCAGCAGAUCCCACGCUCACGACCACGCCAAAGACUACUUCACCAAGGGCGCGUACACGCUCCAACCCAACGCGCUAUGCCCCCUCGGGCCUAGCUGCUGCCGAACCUGUACCUCUGACCUCGCCUACCUCUUCUACCAUGCGCUCAAAUCGGAGUCACGAUGGCUCGACACUAAUCAGAAAGGGCAGCACUGGUAGUCGUGUCAAUGGUAGUGCGUCUCCCUCUCACAGGAUAGACGGACCUUCUGGACUCACUACCAGUGCUAGCACAGACUCCAUUAGCUCCAGGGGCUAUCCGAAUGGACAAGAGGAAGCCGCACUCUCUGCUUCAGCUUCUGCUUCGCCUAUCCAACAACGGAGCGUUUCCUCGGGGAAUACAGCCAAAAUUGCUCCCCCUGCCAGUCCACCGAGGAAGAGCAGCAAGUCUCACAAGCUCACGCCAAAGCAGCUGGCCAAGAGAAAGGCAGAGGAGGCCAAUCGGAGAGAUCGCGAGGCUGAUGAGGCAGCGGCUAGGGCUGCUGCUGCUGCUGCUGCUGCUGCUGUAGCAGCUGCUAUAGCAGCUCAAGACCAAAGUGGUUCAGUGAAUGAAAAUGUGAUAGGGUUGAGGGACAUUAGGAGGCAGGCGAAUAGCGACUUUGACUCGCCUAGCGAUGCUCUAGACUCGGACAACGGCCAUCUGUCUCCUCUUGGCAAGCCUCGCAAGCUCGACUACGGGGAAGAACCAUCCAAUACCAAGCACAGAGGGCCCGAAACGACCGCUCAGAUACCUCGCAGCACAAGCGCGUUUGUCAAUGGCACCCCUAGCACAAGCGGUCGAGACGACUCGAUGCAAUUCCGCCUGCCCACAUCCACCUCUUCGAUGACAAACCGCAACGGCCUCGCUGGUCCCUCCAAGCUUCGCUCCGCAAGCGAACCACCCGAUUCCACCUCUGCUCGCACACAGCUAGCCUCCCAACGUAACGCCCUCGCUGCUAGGGCCGCAACGAUUGACUGGGACGAGAUGAUCCCACCUGCUAUUGCGCGUCGCUUAGCUCAGGAAGAAUUGCUGCGACGCGAUCCGCUCUUGAGAAAUCAAGAGGGACUGAUCGACACGUGGGAUCGAGAUGGAUUGCCCCUUACACAGGUGGAGAUUCAAGUCCUGGCGCAGGACGCUGUACGUCGUGAGGAAGGAGGUGGGGGUGGAUUGGACUCACCUGCUGAACUUGCGGCGGAUCAGGAGCAAGGAGGGGAACUGGCUGCUGCACCUCCUCCCUUGCUCGACGAAGGGAUUGAAAUGCACGAUUUGAGAGCUCGAGAGGAGGAACGCGAAGCACGGGAGGCGAUGCAGCGGCAGGAAGAGGAGAUGAGGCGGUUGCGGAGGGAGGACGAGGAGAAGAAGAAGAGGGAAGAAGAGGAGCAGGAGCAGGCUCGACGGAGGAAAUUGUGUGAGGAGCAGCAGAAAGCAGAAGCUUCUGCCUCUUCUUCCACGCAACCUCACGCUCAAGCUCAGGUUCGGCCGAUAGGGCCCUCUGAGCAGCAGCAGCAGCUUCAAAGGCAGGUCAAUGGCAAGAAGGCUCCAGCAGACAAGGAAAAGGAGCCAGGCUGUUGCGCAGGAUGUAUCGUCAUGUAAUUCCUCGUCAUCGCCUCGUCCUCUCCUCUUACGUCCCGUCUUGUCCAGAAGCGUCUAUACCGUACCCUUUACCCCCAACCACAUUCGUUCAAUCCAGAAGGCAAUUCCCAACAUCACUCGACUAUC